CAAAGCAUUACUAGCAACGUUCAAAUUCUGGCAAGUUUACCUCGGUAGCACCGAACCGAUUGAACUGACGAAACUACACAGCGCAGCCUGCGAUUGCACGGAACGGGAACAAAUUGCUGAUAGCGAUCAGACACAGUUUUGGCAUCAGAGUGACGAGGUGCUCAUUUCCUCACUUGUUUUUCGGACAGCAUCGUCUACAACGCGACAUUACGCUCCAACAAGCACAACUGAACAAGGCAUCCAUAGGUCCGCAAUCGUUGUGAUUCGAAACGAGAAGCCGCUCCAUCCCAUCUACUAGGAAGCCACUGCAAUACGCGAGCAGAAUCAAUCUGCCCCCAAUAAAAACAAAGCCAAUCGACAAAUCCAUCAAGCAUGUUUUACGUCAAGACACUGGAGCACGAGAUCGUCCUGCAGCCGUCCUAUUUCGGUCCCAAGCUAAAGGCCACGAUCGUUCGGCUGCUCAAGGAAGAGGUGGAGGGCCUCGCGCUGGCGGAAUACGGCUUUGUCGUGAACGUCAUCGAGGUUCCGGAGGACCAAAUCAAAUCGGGGAUCAUCGAAUACGACACGGGAAACGUCGUCUUCCACGUGAAAUACACGGCCCUGCUGCUGCGCCCCUUUGUCAACGAGGUCCUGGACGCCGUGGUCAGCCAGUGCAACACGCUCGGAUUCUUUGCCUUUGUCGGCCCGCUCCGUGUUUUUGUUUCGAAACAUAGCAUGCCGGAGGACAUGCUGAACGGAUGGAACCCCGACAAGGACUCGUGGGUGAGCGACGACAAGGAGGUGGUGAUUUCUUCGGGGUGCGGUGUGCGAUUGAGGAUCAAGGGAAGAACGGUCGAACAAGGGAACAUAACGGCGAUCGGGACCAUCAAGGACAGCUAUCUGGGACUUGUUUCGGAAGAAGACGACGAGGAAUAAGGAGAAGCCAAGCUAUGAUACGAUACCGGACCAAAUAGAAUGUAUUCGCAAUGUGACAAGGGCAGUUUUUGUGCCUGCAUCGAUGCCUUGGUAGAGUACCCACAUUGAAACUUACACAUUGAGUAAAGAGCAGCAGCGAAGCGUAGAAUUUGGACCGUCCUGAAACAGUAUUGUUUGGUAAAUAAACGACAAUUUGUAUGCUUGGUCGUUUUCGUUGCGUUGCGCUGGCCUAGCCUUUUUUUGUAGACAACGUGUCAAUUGGCAUUAAAUUCGAAAAUGUUUUGGUUUGAGCUUCCAGUGCUAUCAAAGGGUACCGUACUUCAUAUUAACUUUAAUAGAAAGAAUAUUUGAUG
This is a messenger RNA of Pseudo-nitzschia multistriata, 1268 nucleotides long. The record is from the annotation of a GenBank genome assembly. NCBI's taxonomy places the organism in Eukaryota, Bacillariophyta, Bacillariophyceae, Bacillariales, Bacillariaceae.